GCGUGUGAUGGCGUACUGAAGCGAAAAUUCUAAUCGUUCCCAUUGCCCUGCGAAACUAUUAAAGUUUUCGAACCGGAGCCAGUUUGCGUCCGAUUAGCUGCGUGCUGGGAGUAGUGCAACAAAAUCGAAAACAUACAAAGUGCUCAGGACGCGAAUUACAUCCAAUUAGUAACCCUCGUGUGUUCGAGCGUGUGCAGUUGAAUGGUGCGAAGUGAAAAUCAAUAAUCGGUUCGCGUUUUUUGUUCAAUGUAGGCCUACAUCAAUCAUGGUAUCGCAUCAGCUGAAUAUCUGAAAGCGUAGAAGAACAAAAUAUAAUAAGCAGGCCAAGCAACCCAGAAGUCGCGAAUUAGCAGACCAUGCUAGGUGGCUAGUAAGGUCGGUUCGCAUUCGUCGCAACAGCGUUUGGUAAGGAACGGAAUAGCGAAAUUAGCCAAUUCCUAGCUAACAGCGUUUGCCAAGGAACACAAUGUUUUGCGGUGCUCAGCUGAGUGGGUGGAACAGCUGAUUGAUCAUAAUAAUUGGUGGUUACUCACAUAGUCACAGGCCCUGCGCUGUGCUACGCCCUUUGCUGCACGUGGAACUCACGCACUCAUUAUCAACAACAUCCGACCGACUGUUUUGCGAUACCAAAUAAGUCAGGGGUUUUUACUCCUCCAAGGUGCAGUCGCUUACAAAGCAAACCUUAUCGCAGGAAAAUUAAGUCGACUCGUACUGGUCUCAGCUGGGAACAGUAAGCAACGGAGCAACGAUAGUUGCCGUAUGCGAAAGUGCGACGACAACCGGUUAGUUACUGGCAGUAUGUUCUAGUGGUGCCGAAAAGCGAAACAACUAACAAAGCAACCUACGAUACGGCAAUCGGAAGUUCAUGAACCUGUGUCGCAGAUUGUCAUUCCAGCACAGUGCUACGUCACAGUAGUUCUAGGGUGUACUAUUCUGAACAGAAAACACCCUCGACACGGUUACCAGGGGGUGUGCUCGCCUCUACUGCUACGCAGCAACCUGAUAACAGCAGCUUGAACAUUCCAACGAAACCAGACACUUCGCAUCAAACAGCAACCGACCGGGGGCAUCAUCGUGGGAACCGUGAUGACUGCUCGCAACGGAGAGCGGGAAAAGGGGUCCGGCAAGGACCCGAAUGAAAAGUUAAACCAGAGCCAGCUAGCCCGGAAUAGAUUUGAGAAAUCAUGUAUGAUACCAGACGACGAAAUCUCUCGCAAGCUACCGAAGGAAAUACUGUUGCGCAUUUUAUCAUACCUCGACGUAACCUCACUGUGUCGCUGUGGUCAAGUGUCUCGCUACUGGAACAUGCUGGCCCUGGAUGGUUCCAACUGGCAGAAGAUUGAUCUUUUCGAUUUCCAACGAGACAUUGAGGGACCGGUGAUUGAGAAUAUAUCGCUCCGGUGUGGUGGUUUCCUCAAGUAUUUGCGUCUGCGCGGCUGCCAAUCGGUCGGCAGCCAGUCCAUUCGUACCCUAGCACAACACUGCCAUAACAUCGAGCAUCUCGAUCUGUCCGAGUGCAAGAAGAUCAGCGAUGUCGCCAUACAACCGCUCAGCAAGCACUGCACCAAGCUGAUCGCCAUCAAUCUGGAGUCGUGCUCGCAGAUCUCCGACAGCAGCCUUAAAGCACUUUCGGACGGAUGUCCGAACCUGGCGGAAAUCAACGUGUCCUGGUGCAACCUUAUCACAGAAAAUGGCGUCGAGGCCCUAGCUAGGGGAUGCAAUAAGAUCAAAAAGUUUAGCAGUAAAGGAUGUAAACAAGUGAGUGAUAGGGCAGUUAUCUCGUUGGCACUAUACUGUCCCGGCAUCGAGGUUUUAAAUCUACAUAGUUGUGAUAGCAUAACGGACGCAUCGAUAUCGAAGAUUGCUGAAAAGUGCAUCAACUUGAAGCAGCUGUGUGUGUCGAAGUGUACUGAGCUUACUGACCAAUCCCUGAUAGCACUGUCAACAAGUAAUCACUAUCUCAACACGCUCGAGGUGGCCGGUUGCGCACACUUCACCGACACGGGUUUUAUUGCCCUGGCAAAGAACUGCAAAUAUCUCGAGCGCAUGGAUCUGGAAGAGUGCAGUUUGAUAACGGAUGCCACGCUGUUGAACUUAGCAUUAGGAUGUCCCAGUCUGGAGAAACUGACACUAUCACAUUGUGAACUGAUAACAGACGAAGGGAUCCGACAGCUGGCUGGUGGGGGUUGUGCCGCCGAAAGCUUAUCCGUCCUCGAGCUGGACAACUGUCCACUGAUCACCGACGCCACGCUAGAGCAUCUGAUAACCUGUCACAAUCUGCAGCGGAUAGAGCUGUACGACUGCCAACUCAUUUCCCGGAACGCUAUCCGCCGUUUACGGAACCACCUUCCAAACAUUAAGGUUCACGCUUACUUCGCCCCCGUCACACCGCCACCGACUGCGAACGGACCGCGACCCAGGUACUGCCGGUGUUGCGAAAUUCUCUGAGAUCAGGCGAUUGGCUUAGCGCGCAAAGUGCUUUGCCGCAGCAGGGAUGACUGAUAUUUAUACCUGUAACCAUAGCUUAGAGCACGUCGGGGCUCCGCGCGCCCGUAGGACUGGACUGCCACGGCGCAGCAUAAUGAGGUAUAGGGAUCGGAUGUGUAAAAUGCCGGUGCAGUUGUUGUGUGACUGACUAUAACUCCGACUACGAGUGGGAUGGAAACUAACGAACAAAAAACAACCACACAUCGACGCAGGGUAACGGAUAUUGAAGGGCGGUACAGCGUGGCACGGUUUGUGGAUUUCGGCAUAUUCAGAGACAUGCGGCAUGUUUGGCGAGUAGUUGACAACUACUUACGUUGGAUGUUACUACUACUACUUACGUAUCGUACACCACAUCUGGCCCGGUGCGAAAACUGAUUUUUGUCUAUCUAUAACAACAAUUUGGCUUUUGGCGAGAAAGGCGACCCCGUGUCGGUUGCGGUUGCAUGAAGAAAGCAAACAGCAUAGAUCCUAGGUACACAUCAACGUUAUCGUAAUCAUUCUAACAUGCAUGCUAUCUGAUAAUUUUAAUACUGUCCAUUUGAUGAGAUUUUUGUGAUCGCUAGCCAGACGGAUGGCGCACCUCGCUGGGAGAGGAUGAGGCCCCCCGAUGAUGAACCGCUACGGUUACAGAAUACCAUUUCCAAAGUUCCCCAAGCAAAUGUUAACAAAAAACAGGAGAACCAACCAAAUAAACUGAUGGUCACACGACACGCCGCUCUGUAUUGGUACCAAUAAACAUACUUUCCGCGAGAACAGAAAAGUGGCAAGGCGAAAACUAAUCCUACAAAAACACAUGUGUUCAAUUAGCGAAAGCAAACGAAUAAAAUAAACAAAACGAGGUAAAUCAGCACACUACCACCCUCUCUGCAUUCAGCAUUAGGAGCUAAAACUGAGCAUAGAAGAGAGAAGAAUGGAAAAACAAUAAGUUUGAACUCUAUCGCGGCACCGUAAAUCAUGCUAUCGGAAGCGAACAUACAACAACAACAUACAACAUAAUAUUGUUUGAUGCAAGAGAGUCGCAAUUUAUUUUGUUUUUCAUAGGCUUCGUUUUUGCGUUCAGCACGCGCCGAACAAAGGAUACACAAUUUUGUGGAAAAAAAACAUUAUACUGCAGCAUCGUUGUGUGCAUCGCUACGCUUGUCACAUGGAAAGGCGUGUAAUUGGAGGCAAUGGUCCGAUUUUAAGUUAACAUAGCAAUGUUAAUUAUGUGUUACUAAUACGCCGGCCAGCAAAAAGGAUAUCAAAUCAAAAAAACGGAAAGCAUGCAAAAACAAUAGACAUGAACUAAAAAAAAACGGAUUAAACAAUCAGUUCCCGGCACAACGAUGAUAGAAUGCCAUUGAUUUGCGAUACCUGCCGUAGCUUGUUUCUUAUAAAGAAAGUAUGCUGGGCCAUAAGCAACCAUAGAAAAAUCAGGAUUAACCAGUUGGUUUAGGGUACAGAACAGAAGGUGAGAUUAAAUGUCGAGUUGCACCAGCACCAGCUGUGCACGUCGGUCUUUUGAUCUGCAGCACGAUGGAUCAGUCAGUAAGGAUCAAGGGUGGGCAAUGAGCCUUCGUCACGAUCUCUUUUUGCGUCAUUGAGAGCGCCGUGAUGGGCAUUUCUUGCGCUGCAGCUUUUAAUUAAUGUUGGCGACGCAUACAAUUCUGACACACGGUAGCUACCCGCGCAAUGGGUUAAUCAGUUGGACUGUAGUACUGUCCUUAGAUGUUUGAAUGUGAUGUGACCAUACCGUGAACGUGUGAGUGUAUGUGCGUGCAUGUGAAGCAAUAUACUGGACGAAAGAGAAUUGGUUUGACUGUCGGAUAGGUGAACGAAUUAAAGGCAUGGUAAUAAAGAGAGUGAACACGUGGAGAAAUUACAAUACAAUUAACUAAAAGGCAAAAAUCGUAUAGCAGUAGCAAACAGUUUUGCCACAGUAAGAAAUACGAGAUUCAGCAAACUAGUAUCAAAUGAGAAAGCGUGUGGCACAAGCAGUUGUUUUGUAUUUAUGCGAACAAUGGUACUGUCCUUGCGAACGACCGAGCCUGCAACUGUAAUAGUAGCUGGUAAGACGUGAGACAAAUCUUACGGCCGAAAGGCUAACAGCGAUUCUAACUCUAAUGGGGAACCCCGAGAAAUAAUAGGCGCCAUUCUUUGACGUUGACUGAACAUUAAGACGCAUGCUGGUUUAUCGGGACGAUGGCGAUUCUAAGAUUUUCACUUACACUUGGACUAUUGCACAGCUCCGUAUCAAUUGCGGCUCCUAAUGGUGAAGU
Molecule: messenger RNA, 4745 nt
Organism: Anopheles bellator
Lineage: Eukaryota; Metazoa; Arthropoda; Insecta; Diptera; Culicidae
Product: F-box/LRR-repeat protein 20-like
Exons: 12
Coding region: 1087-2448 (453 amino acids)
Biological process (GO): SCF-dependent proteasomal ubiquitin-dependent protein catabolic process
Cellular component (GO): SCF ubiquitin ligase complex
Molecular function (GO): protein binding
Source: RefSeq, a predicted model, not a curated record